This is a messenger RNA of Aspergillus niger, 1839 nucleotides long. RefSeq lists its product as uncharacterized. The record is from RefSeq and is a predicted model, not a curated record. NCBI's taxonomy places the organism in Eukaryota, Fungi, Ascomycota, Eurotiomycetes, Eurotiales, Aspergillaceae. The transcript has 5 exons. Gene Ontology annotation, biological process: secondary metabolite biosynthetic process. The coding region runs from base 1 to 1839 and encodes 612 amino acids. Gene Ontology annotation, molecular function: oxidoreductase activity, acting on CH-OH group of donors; flavin adenine dinucleotide binding.
AUGAUCCGUCACGUUCUCUUGUCACUCGCUUUACAGUGCAUGGUCACCGGGACCAUUGCCAAUCCUGACACUCUUUCGCACAACUACGACGAGCGUGGCCUGUUUGGUGAUUCGGAAUAUGAUUAUGUGGUCGUAGGUGGCGGUACGGCUGGAAACACUAUCGCAACUCGACUGGCGCAGAAGAAUUACAAAGUCGCAGUGAUUGAGGCUGGAGGUUCAUAUGAACUCGAGUCGGUGGCCGAGGUGCCUGCUGCGGACGUGCUUCCAGUUGGGUCGGAUCCAGAAACAGCUGCUGCCCACGACUGGGGAUUUGUUGCAGAGAAUGUCCCCGGUGCGAAUGGCCGGUCCAUUCACUAUGCUCGGGGGAAAUGCUGGGGUGGAUCCUCUGCAAUGAACUUCAUGAUUUAUCAACGGCCAACCAUCGAGUCCAUGGAGCAAUGGGCCACGGCUGUCAACGAUAGCAGCUACACCUUCGACCAGACACUGCCCUUCUAUAAGAACAGCGUGAAAUUCACUCCCCCCAACACUCAAAUCAGGGCCAAGAAUGCCACUGCUGGCUAUGAUCCCAGUGCAUAUGAAUCCACUGGUGGUCCGCUGAAAGUGUCGUACGCGAACUACGCGAUGCCCUUCUCGACGUGGAUGGACCUCGGCAUGAAAGCCAUUGGCAUUAACGAGACGCAGGACUUCAACCUGGGCUCACUGAUGGGCGGCCAGUACUGCGCAUCAACCAUCGACCCCAACGGCGAGGUCCGGAGUAGUUCUGAGGAGUCAUUCCUGGCGAACAAACCAUCGACACUGACCACGUACGCAAACACCCUCGCCAAGAAGAUUAUCUUCAACAACCAGAAACAGGCGACCGGCGUGCAAGUCAAGGGCUCCGCGGGCAACAUCUACACCAUUAAAGCUAACCGCGAAGUUAUCGUUUCCGCGGGUGCCUUCCAGUCUCCCCAGCUGCUCAUGGUGUCUGGAGUUGGUCCCCAAGACCAGCUCGAGGAACACGGUAUUCAGGUCGUGGCGAACCGUCCGGGCGUGGGUCAGAACAUGUGGGAUCAUCCGUUCUUUGCGCCUUCGUAUCGCGUCAACGUGCAGACCUUCACCGCGAUCGCCAACGACUUUCUAGGUAUCGUCGGCCAGUUCAUCAACAUGGUCGGCUUCGGCAACGGCCCUCUAACCAACCCGAUUUCGGAUUACCUGGCCUGGGAGAAGAUCCCGGCGGCUCUGCGUAGUGCAUUCAGCAGCCAGACCACCAAGCAACUGGCUACCUUUCCCAGUGACUGGCCUGAAGCGGAGUACAUCUCCGGUGCCGGAUACAUGGGCAACGUGUCCAACCUGCUCAUCAACCAGCCCGAAGACGGCUACCAGUACGCCUCUAUGCUGGCGGUGCUCAUCACCCCGACCUCUCGCGGCAACAUCACACUCCGUUCAGCUGACACCGACGACCUCCCCGUCAUCAACCCCAACUGGCUCGCCACUCAAUCCGACCAGGAGGUCGCCAUCGCCAUGUUUAAGCGUGUUCGCGCGGCAUUCCAGAGCAAGGCCAUGGCGCCAGUCAUCAUUGGCAAUGAGUACAACCCUGGUCUGGAGGUACAGUCGGACGAGCAGAUCCUCCAGUGGAUCAAGGAUAAUGUCAUGACGCUGUGGCAUGCUGCUUGCACGUGCAAGAUGGGCACGUCCGAUGAUGAGAUGGCGGUGGUGGAUAGUCAGGCUCGGGUGUAUGGAGUCCAAGGUGUGAGAGUCGUGGAUGCAUCUGCCUUCCCGUUCUUGCCGCCGGGACAUCCUCAGUCUACUGUUUAUAUGCUUGCGGAGAAGAUUGCCAACGAGAUUAUCAACGGGGCGUGA